This is a messenger RNA of Cricetulus griseus (Chinese hamster), 2178 nucleotides long. The record is from RefSeq and is a predicted model, not a curated record. Lineage: Eukaryota; Metazoa; Chordata; Mammalia; Rodentia; Cricetidae.
CCGUCCAGUGCUUCCCCAUGAGGAAUGUGGCCUUUCAGCGCUGGCUGAGAUCCGCAGUCGCUUGGCCGCUACUUCCGUUACUUUAAGACGGUGCCUGAGGUUGGGGGUGACCAUGGCCAAGAGCAAGUUUGAGUACGUGCGGGAUUUUGAGGCUGACGAUACCUGCUUGCCGCACUGCUGGGUUGUGGUGAGACUGGACGGCCGGAAUUUCCACCGGUUUGCCGAGAAGCACAGCUUUGCAAAACCUAAUGACAGUCGAGCUCUCCAGCUGAUGACCAAAUGUGCCCAGACAGUAAUGGAGGAGCUGGAGGACAUUGUCAUUGCAUAUGGACAGAGCGAUGAGUACAGCUUUGUGUUCAGGCGGAAAAGCAAUUGGUUUAAAAGAAGAGCCAGUAAGUUCAUGACUCUCGUGGCCUCCCAGUUCGCCUCCAGUUAUGUGUUUUAUUGGCGGGAUUACUUUGCGGACCAGCCUCUUCUGUAUCCCCCAGGAUUUGAUGGAAGAGUUGUGUUGUAUCCUAGCAACCAGACCUUGAAGGACUACCUCAGUUGGCGACAGGCAGACUGUCAUAUCAAUAAUCUUUAUAACACAGUUUUCUGGGCCCUUAUCCAGCAAUCUGGGCUAACACCAGUCCAAGCCCAGGAGCGAUUAAAGGUGGAUGAAGUCAGGACACAAGAAGUUAGGCUGCCUGCAGAAAUGGAAGGGGAAAGGAUGACUGUGACCCGGACCAGAGCCAGGCCUGUGCCCUUGUACUGCGAUCUCAUUGGGGAUGCAUUCUGGAAGGAACACCCAGACAUUCUGUCGGGAGACAACUAAGCCUGCACUCUGCAAUUCUGCCCUGCUUAACCAUGUGGGGCUCCCGGAGUCUCCUCUCCUUGGGAGGGCUCAAGCAUUUCUAGCCCCAAGAACACUGUACAGAGUGAAAUGACUGGAGGAGCUGGGUAGAGACAGAGAAAAAAGCAAUGGACGGGGGCAGUGUAUCUUAUUGUGCUCAAACAGAAUACCUUUCCUUUUUUUUACAGUGUUAGAACAUGACUUCUUUGGCUCUUUUCAAAAUCAUGAUCCUAUUUUUAUAAAAGAACUAUUCACGCUUUUCUGGAGGAGUCAUUUUUUUAGCUGUGGCAUAAGCCUUACAAAAACCUAUCACUUCUGAUUGAAGAGGAGCCCAAACUUUACCCUCACCCACCUAUCUUAAAUAGGGAACACAGCAACUGAAAAAUCCCACUUGUGACAGCCGUGUACUUACACUCAUCUUUUGGCAUGAGGUUAAAUAUGGGUUCCUGCCUGCACGAUGCCUCCAGAUUGAGGAAUCCCAGGGAACACUUGAGGCUUCGUGCCAGUUCCCCAGGGUGGCAGCAUUGACUGAACAAAGGAGGAGUGGUUCAUUCCUCCUGCACCAUUCCAGGAUUGAUUUUUCUGCAAUUGGUAGUAUGAUCAUCAUCAUCUUCUCUUACCAGGGAUAUAACUCUUUUGAAGAAAAGGUAUUUUGGGGAGGUAUAUGUGUAUUUGUAUGAAAGAGGAUGGAGAAGCAGCUGCUCCAUGGAUGCUAGAAGUACUUCAUUUGGAAAAGCUGACUUUGGAUUAGACUUCUGGAUAAGCAUUUUCAAAUAGCCUCAAUGUAGUCUUGUAUUUGACUACAUAUUUGAAUUCAAGAACACCAGGAGGCCUGAUUUGGUUUAACCUAAUCCCAGCUCUCAGGAGGUUGGGGCAGGAAGAGAAAAUGUAUGAAGCCAAACUGGACUACAUGGCAAGACUGUAAAAAAGGGUGGGUUUGGGGACUAUUGAUUCAGAGGUUUUAAAUAGCCCCUCCUGUUGGCGGCAGGAUGGAGUUGGCAAGAGAGUAGUAAGGGAUCAUUUGUUCCCAAGGUGUUGGAAUCAAUGGCAUAGUCACAUUUCCCCUUGACCUUGUUUUAUGUUUUAGAGGAAAAAGAUUAUUUACUUCCAUCAGGAAUUAAUUAAAAGACAGCCCAUGUCCUGCUUCCUGGUCUUGAUUGUAGAAUUUACAGCCAAGAAGAAAAUGUAUUUCUGACAGAGCAGCAUCUGGCUCAUCCCUCACCAAUUGACACUCCAUCUGCUGAUGCCAGAUUUUUUCCUUCCUGUUCUCCCCACUCCCCAAGAAGAAGCAAUAGAGCUCAUGUUUGGUAACUGAAAUAAAGAUUUCAACUUCUUGGCCUACUUAA